Messenger RNA from Syngnathus acus (greater pipefish), 2610 nucleotides. RefSeq names its product CPD photolyase (gene cpdp). Gene Ontology annotation, biological process: photoreactive repair. Gene Ontology annotation, molecular function: deoxyribodipyrimidine photo-lyase activity. The transcript has 10 exons. The coding region runs from base 529 to 2061 and encodes 510 amino acids. The record is from RefSeq and is a predicted model, not a curated record. Lineage: Eukaryota; Metazoa; Chordata; Actinopteri; Syngnathiformes; Syngnathidae.
UAGCUAAGAACAGGCUAGUUAGCGAGAUAGUUUUAAUAAUAAUAAUAAAAAAAGUACAGAACAACUAAAAACCAAAGUAAACAGCAUCAUGGCAGAUAUGGGCCAAACAUGCUGAAGGAAUUUGUUUUUAGUAGUCACUCUAAUUUUACAGCAAAAUGAGAGGUAGUUAAGCAAUGUAGCACACUUAAUUUGUUUCAUAUUGCAGCACAUUAGAGAUUUCUUUAUGCGGGACUUCGCUCGAUCUGGCUGAAUGCGAGUAGUCGCGUCUCGCCAAAUAGAACGCAACCCAGGGUGUUACAAAAUAUUUACGUCAUUACUCAAUCGUAAGUCUUGUUUAAACGCAAACCACUCGCCGCUUCAUUUUGAACGUUCCAAAACACAAACGAAUGCGCAUUGGACUUAAUUCGAAAAUACUGUAUUCUCGAUUUGGACGUCUUUUUUUUUUUACCUCAUUUUCACCGUGCAUGAGGCAUCGUGUUACAAGGACCUCAUUUUUUUUCCUUCCUUACCAAGUCAUUCACUACCAUCAUGUCAGGCAAAAAGCGCAAAGCAGCUGGGGCCGCUGCAUCUGAGUGCAGUGCUAAACAGCUGAAGUUGGCCUCCACUACGGAAGGUAAUAAGGUGAAAGCAUCAGGAUGGCUGCAAGACCUUGUCAAACAACAGAGAGAUGACAACAAGGACAUGAAAGUCAACAAGAAACGUGUUCGAUUUAUAUCAGACACGCAAGAGGCAAAGCAGGACUCGGAAGGGGUCCUCUAUUGGAUGCUAAGGGACCAGAGAGUACAAGAUAACUGGGCAUUGAUCCACGCCCAACACCUUGCCAUGAAAAGGAACCUGCCUCUGCACGUCUGUGUCUGCUUGUUUGUCCCCAAAUCAGAGUUGUCCACCCUGAGACAUUACAGUUUCAUGCUGAAAGGUCUGGAAGAAGUUGAAAAGGAAUGCAAAUCUCUAGACAUCCAGUUCCAUUUGCUACACGGCUCUGUGGCCAAAUUGCUGUCUGGCUUUGUGUCCGAGCGUGGCUUUGGGGCAGUCGUGACGGACUUUUCACCUCUCAGGGAGCCUCUCAAGUGGUUGGAUGAUGUCAAAAAGGCUCUUCCAGAUGAUGUUCCACUCAUUCAGGUUGAUGCCCACAAUAUUGUUCCGUGCUGGGUAGCAUCUCCUAAACUUGAAUAUGCUGCCAGGACAAUCCGGGGAAAAAUUACAAAACUUUUACCAGAGUUCCUUACUGAUUUUCCUGUGGUCGAGAAGCACCCCCACGCGGCAACAAAAACCACUAAACUAGUAGAUUGGGCCAAAACAGUGGCUUCACUGCAGGUGGACAGAACCGUGGACGAGCCGGAGUGGGCCCAGCCAGGCACCAUGUCGGGAAUGGCCAUGUUGGAAUCCUUCAUCGACGUUCGCCUCAAACUGUUCGGCACUUACCGUAAUGACCCCAACGUUGCUGCGCUCAGCCAACUCUCUCCUUGGAUCCGCUUUGGACACGUGUCUGCCCAGCGUGUGGCACUGCAAGUCCAGCGUGGCGGGAAGGACGCCAGUCAAUCAGUCGCACCCUUCAUCGAAGAGCUGGUGGUGCGCAGAGAACUGACGGACAACUUCUGCUUUUACAACGAGAAUUAUGACAGUGUGAAGGGUGCUUACGAAUGGGCUCAAAAGAGCUUGAGCGAUCACGGCAAGGAUAAACGGCCAUAUCUGUACACCCGAGAGCAACUGGAGAAAGCCAAGACGCAUGACAAACUGUGGAAUGCAGCUCAGUAUCAGAUGGUCUCCGAGGGGAAGAUGCAUGGUUUCCUGCGAAUGUACUGGGCCAAAAAGAUUCUCGAGUGGACUUCUUCACCAGAGGAGGCGCUCUCCAUCGCUCUGUAUCUCAACGAUCGCUAUGAGCUGGAUGGCCAAGACCCUAACGGAUUUGUGGGUUGUAUGUGGUCCAUCUGUGGGAUCCACGACCAAGGAUGGGCAGAGAGAGACGUUUUUGGGAAGAUCCGCUACAUGAACUACAAAGGCUGUCUUCGCAAGUUUGACGUACCCAAGUUUGAGAAAAAAUACUGUCCCAAAGGUCUUUGAGAGACCUGUUUUCUCUGUUUGUUGGCGGUUUGGGCCUGGAGAUUACAGACGUCUUGUGACAUGUACGUCAAAACCUUUGUUCUUAUAUUGUAAGUGUCCAUAUCUGUAGCUAUUUGGAUCAUUAGACUUUUUUUUCCCUCCAUAAAUGUAUAUGAACAAUGCUUUACACAUUUAUUAGACCACCUGUCAAAUGACACUUCCAUGGGAAAACGUGAUUUGAGAUACAAAUAUUUUGAAUAACAAGCGUGGUCACGGAACAAAUCCAUCUGGUAUCUUAAAGCAUCACACUACUUAAAUAUUUCCUCAUUUCUUUGGAAAACUGUAGUAAAUUAGAAAAGUUAAUUAGAACAAUAUUUUGUAUUAUUUAAACUUGAAUUAUAAUUGAAAACCCUUUGCUUGUGUAUUAAACUUAUCUUAAACAUAAAAUAUGUUUUUGGUCAUUUCUGAUGGUGAUUGUGUGGCGGUAUAAUAAAUUUGUGAAGGACUGUAUAACCUAUACAUUAUUUUUCAGACUGUUUGUUUUUAAAGAAUAGAAAUGUUUCCCAAAAA